AUGGACGUGUGCAUCAUAGGACUGGGCGGUCUAGGGUCUGCGAUUGUAAAAGCCUUGGCAGGGAUCCCUCGCGGAAAAGUCAGCAGAAUAUGCCUUAUAGAUAUGGAGACUGUGGAGGCGUGCAACCUGCCCACGCAGCUGUACAGAGAGGCUGAUGUGGGAAAGCACAAGACAGAAGCAGCGCAGGAUCUUCUCGCGCGAGAGGGGUACACUGGCCGCGUGGAGAGGCACAGCAUAAACAUCGACCGCCCGGAGCAGAUACCGGAGAGCAUUUUAGCGUGCAACGUAUACAUAUCUGCGCUGGACUCGUACGAGAGCAGAGUAAACUUCUACUACUACGUUGUUAUGGAGUCGCGCUGCACGGGGGCACUGUACAUAGACAGCGGAACCGAGAGGUUUUUGGGGCAUGUUUUCUUUGUGCGUGGGAAGAGCCCGUGCAUAUUCUGCAUACGUUGGCUCUUUCCCGCGCAGAAGAAGGCAGUUCCUCUGUGCAGCAUCCGGGAAAGCCCCCCUGAGAGCGCCUCGGGGGAGAAAGUCUCUUCCGCGGUGAUGAGCAUUCUCUACAGAGAGCACGCGAAGGGAGAGGAGGGCGCACGGGCGAGGGCUGCCUGCGAGUACAACCGGAUGUACGCUCCGGCAGUGCACCUGACAGAAAACGACGUUUCUCGCAUCGAAGAAGAAUCAGCACAGCCAAACACACCUGCAAUAUCUUUUAUUAUGGCAAGCACAGUUGCGCUUGUUCUCCAGAAAGUGCCGUCUGGAAAUUUUAUUCUCUACUCUGGGGAUGUGCGCCCGCACUUUCAAAAGCACUUUCUUGAAAGAGACCCAAAGUGUUUUCUGUGCUCAGAGCAAAAAUAG
Nematocida major is the source of this 858-nucleotide messenger RNA. Its product is annotated as NEDD8-activating enzyme E1. Bases 1 to 858 code for a protein of 285 amino acids. Gene Ontology annotation, molecular function: ubiquitin-like modifier activating enzyme activity. The record is from RefSeq and is a predicted model, not a curated record. The transcript has a single exon. Gene Ontology annotation, biological process: protein modification by small protein conjugation. Gene Ontology annotation, cellular component: cytoplasm. Lineage: Eukaryota; Fungi; Microsporidia.